Haemonchus placei is the source of this 825-nucleotide messenger RNA. NCBI's taxonomy places the organism in Eukaryota, Metazoa, Nematoda, Chromadorea, Rhabditida, Trichostrongylidae. The record is from the annotation of a GenBank genome assembly.
AUCUAUGAUCCAGACCGAGGUCGAACCUUCGAUAUAUGGCUCAGAAGAUACCAAGACUUAUUCGACAACGAGUGCGACGAUCUCGAAGAGAAGGACAAAACCCGACUACUCGUCUCACGCCUAGACGAGGAUUGUCAUCAAAUGCUGACUGCAGCUAUUGCUCCUAAACAACCGUCUGAGCUUUCAUGGAAUGAAGUUCUGGAGGUGCUGGAACGCCAGUUCGGAUCGGCGAAAACCUUAUUUCGCCGUCGAUUUGAAUGUUUCNCUCAACGCUCACACUGCUCCAACCUCGUGAAGCAAGCCUGGAACACAGAAGGAAUCCAAAGAUGGAAGCUCAAUUCAAUCGACAUCAUGGAGCUCACCAAAGGACGUUCAAGCCCGAUGACAUCGUUUGGACUCGUGACUACCGCGCCGGGUACCCAAGAUGGAUCAAAGGACGGGGAUUUCGCCACGGACAAUGUAUAUACGAUGUUCAGGUCGAUGAUCAACUCUGGAGAAGGCAAGCGAAUCAGCUGCGCCCAGGAUCAGACACAGCUCAUACCACGCUCAAUGAUCAGUUCGACCUACCGCUCUUGCCAUGCAAUACAAAUGAUACUCCGACACGGGACCAAAGCGCUGGGACAAACGAGGACAGUUCACCAACGCCAUCCGCCGUCGUGCCAACUGCCAGUCCUCGACGAUCGCGAUCAAGACGCCCUCCAGUGCGACUCCAAGUCAAUCCCAAGAAGAAGACUUACACCGAUGGUAUUCGUCUUGGGAGGGAGGUGUUGGAUCCCUGGCUUUGACCCUGUCUUGAUCUCGCCCUGCGGGUCAAGCACCUUGUAG